AAAAUUUGCACCUCAUACUCCCGUUGUUAUUCGUAUAUUUGGCUUAGGCUCGUAGUCGUUCCCACUUGCACCAUUCAACAACAAACUGCUACGAUCGGUAGUGAGAAUUCUGGACUUUAUCUAUGUCAUCAUCAUGACCACUCAAUACCCAUGAGGAUAGACAAGAUGGCAGCAGGAAUGCAAAAUUAAUAAACUUUAACACCAAAUACCCAGAAAAUUGAUAGAUGAUAAAGUAGAAUUUGCAGCAUAUGAAAUCAUGGACCUUAAUGAAGAGGAGCCCAACUGCAACAUUUGCUUUGAGGCUUACGAUGACGACGAGCACAGCCCUCGCACACUUAGGUGUGGCCACUCACUCUGCACCCCCUGCAUAGACACGCUUGUCAAGAGGAGUCUGCCAGACCGAGUUUGCCCUGAGUGUCGCAAGCCCAUCAAGAUUUCAAAUGCGACUCAUCUCCCCGUCUCGUAUACUAUACUUCGCUUGUCUCGAGCUCUCGCGAAAUCAAAAGUAGGCACGGAAGUUCAAAUUCAGGUCUUGGAUAACAAUACGUGCAUGGCGCACGGCGCUCCUACUAUAUCCUGGUGUCCUCUAUCCGAUAAAUGGCACUGUUUCAAGUGCGUCCAUAAAGAUGAUUGCAGUAAUUUAUUAUCGAUACCUGAGGCUUUUCUUCACAUUAAGCAAAAUCAUUCCCAAGCAGUAGAGUCUAAGUUGUCAGAAUCAAAUGACCUUUGUGAAGCUUUAUUGAAAGAAAAGGAAUCAUUAAAAAAAGAGGUCUCAGCUGCUGAGAAGAGAAUAGCAGAAAUUGAUGAGAGAAUCGAAAGGAUCAAUACGUGGAUAGAGGAGUUAGAGUCCAGCGAAGCCACUUUAAUUGAAGCUGCCUCGAUGGUGCGGGUCACAAAGUCAGUUAUGCGCUUGAAAAGAGACAUUGCAAAUUUUGAUGCUUGGUUAGAACGUUCCAAGCCAUCUGUCAAGAAUAAACGUGGUGUGCCAUCUCUUCCCCAGCCUGGCAACAUCGAGGAACUUAGGAAGCAGUUAAACAUAUCUCAGGUAAUGUAUGCCGUUUAUGACGACGAAAUUUACGGAAGAAGGUGGGCCAAGUUGUGGUUAGAUGACAGCAUGCUGCUGAUGGGUACUCUUCAGGAUGAAUGUCCGUCAAGUGGAUCAUUGGUAGUUCCAUUUGAGAUGAUAAAUGGAGCAGUCAACAGGAAAAGGCCACAGGCGUUUUUUGACAUUGUAUGUAAUGAUGUCUACGAAGGACGAAUUGUUUUUAGUCUGCAUGGGAUGACCCCCAGAGCUCAGCAGUUCUUGCAGCUCUGCACAGGGGAACAUGGUCCAACUUACAAGCAUUCCAAACUGAUGGAAUUCGAGGAAGACUCCCACAGGUUCGUAAGAGGUGGUGUGGUGGGUGAUGGCAUAGAGUCAGAAGACCCGAUUGUAGAGGACGUAACGAACGGUGGAGUUUAUCAGAAGAAGCUGGAACCAGGUCUUUUGACUGGUUGGAAGAGUGAUUGUGAUCACUGGGCUCUGUUUGACAUUGUUCUUGAAUGCAAACCUGGUUAUGAAGACGAUUACAGUUUUGGGGAAGUGUUGUCUGGCUUGAAUUUACUUAAAGGAGUGUGUGAGUUUAGUCAGAACAAAAAGACAAUAGAAGUAACGAGUUGUGGAAUAGUGAUAGAUGCAGUGUAAAGGAAAAUAGUCCUGAUGCAUAGCAAUGUGCCUCAGGUAUGUAUAAGAGCCAGUACAAUAUUUUUAUUUUUACUACUUGGAAGGAACUUGCCUUUUAUCUCUCUGAUGUGAUGACUGUUUAUUAUGUAAUAAACUGUAGGGAAGACACUGCAGUACGUAUCUAUGUAAGCCCAGAAGCCAUGCCCCUUGCCAUUUACUAAGGUAGCUGAUUGGUGUAUAUGUGUCCUGCUCCUUUACUGAUGCUUAAUAUUAGAACUUUGGUCCUUAAAAAUCCAAGCGAUACUAAGGUAUUGCCUCUAGAGUGGGUGCUUUGUUGAACGUGUCUGUUACGAAAGGUUGUUACUGAGGGAUGAUUCAUAUUCAAGUGAAAUCUGUUCAUUAUUUCUUUAUUUUGUAGCAAUUAUAACCUAAUUAGAAAGAGAACAGCACUGUGAUAUUCUCUCUUGGUUACUACACAAAAUAAAAACUCUUGGUCUCCAGGGAAGAUUUAGUUGAAAUUGGAAACUUAACAAAUAUGUAUAGGAGAUAAAUUGAAAAUCAAUAAAAAAAAAAAUUGAAAAUACUUUUCAUAAAGAAUUAAAAUUAUUUAAUUUGAGUAUUUUCAAACUUUUAUGCCAAUCCUUUUUCCUUCUCCCCUCCACAACAGUGUUGUAUUACCAGAUCAUAUAUCUUUCUGGUUCUACCAGCAUUGGUUAUCAAUCAAAAGACUGAAGUUUUUAUAGGUGUCAUGUCUAAGAGUAAUUUUAAUAUUUAAUGGUAAAAACUAAUCACAAAUUGUAGUUGGUUUCAAGAAUUCAGUUGUAUAAGUAAUAAUAAAAUGAAACUUAAUUACUAUCUCCGUUAAUUUUACAUUAUUUAAUUCUGUUAGGAAUGAGGAAUAUAUAUGCAAGGUGUUUCAGUAAUUUGUUGUAUAGUAAGUUGGCUACUUUAUGUUGGUGUUACUAAUGGUACCAUGUACACCAUUUUUAUUUUCCACUGAGGAAUAGAGAAAGAAAUAACAAACAAACUGUUACACUAAAAAAAUAAUGUUUAAUAGGGGCUGGACAGUAAGAAUGAAGAAAAAGUAGGCUUGGAGGUAAAGUAAAAGUGGACAUAUUUAUGGUCUGAAGGAAUCCUGCAAACACCCUUUAGUAAUUUCUGCAGUGCAAUCUCACAGGUGCAACAUUGGCACUACUCUAUUGGGGAAUUGUGGUGGGUUUCUGCACACACAAACAUUAAAGGAAAUAAGGAUGCUUGUAAGGUAUCCAGAUUUAUGGCAGCAAUUGUGACAGGAUCAAAUAUACCUGUUUUUUUCUAGUGAUUUGUUAGUAUUGCUGGAACCAAUUAUUUUUAGUAACUGGCAAGAAUUGUCGAAUAAUGGAGCAACAUUAACAAAUUGGUGUGUUUUUUUUUUCACCCCAGAAAUCAUCAUAUUGAAGUAAUUUCCUAUUUUUGAAUUGGUCAUGCUCUUGUGAUAUUUGUGACCUACGGGUAUUUGAUGAAUAACCCACUGGACCCAGUCUCUGAAUGCAGUGCAUGUCUUUAAUGAUUAGCCAACUUCCAACCAAUGAAAUAUGUUGUAUUGUGUACUAGAAACAACUGUUUGAAAGAAAUUGGUUUCUGUUUAGUUUUUAUUGGUUACAAAACAAAAAAAAUAAUGAAUAUUCUUAGUUAAAAAAAAUGCAAUACUUGGCCUUCAGCUUUAAUUUCACAUUCUGUUCCAUUUCCAUUAGAAAAUUGUCCUAUGCAUUAACCUCUUGUGAUAAACAUUUUAACAUUUUCAGCAACCUCUCUAAAGUGAUAAUGCCUUAAAGUUGUUUAGAUUGUUAUGUUGCCAACUUUUAAUGGCAGUAAACAGGUCUGAUUAUAUACUGUGAAUGUAAUACCAGCAGUGCAUUAUGAACCAGUUAGCUACCCUAGUUAUGAGUCCUGGUUAUAGCUAGGCCAUAUUUGGGUGAGGUGACUUUAGAAACAUGCUUACGUAAUUGAGGUAUAUGGUAUGGUUUAAAAAAAAUUUUAAAUUUCUGAAUAGCAAAUGUGAGCAUGUUUCUACUUUAUUUUAAAAUUUAGGAGUCUGUCAUUCCAGUGUACUAACAAAAAAGGGCAGUCAAAACCUUCUUCACCAAGCUGCUAACAUAGUUACCCAAGUACAUUCCAUCACUGACAAUGUUUAGUUUCCCAGGCACUUUGUUUUCUUUACAAAUAUUUAAUGUUUUCUUUUACAAAUAUUUAAAAAUUCAUAUUUCUUCAAUAUAACAUUGGUAAUAACAUAUAUGAUGCAGUAAGACCUCCCCAGACCCAACUCCAGACUUUAAUCCUGCUAACGGGCAAGAGCAGUCAGAACCGUAAUCUUGAGAUAAGCAAGUUAAAAUCUUGAAUUUUGAGAUCCCAGGUUCUUUGUUGGAUGUUGUAGCUUGACAUAAUGGGAUGGAUUAAUUCAAGAAAUUUGGUCAUUGCAAUUAGGUUCCCCCUCUGCUGUACCCCAUUUUGGGGUUGUCCAGGUACAUGCUUGUCUUUUGUUGAACUUAUAGUAUCAGCUUAGAUUUGACCAUACAGUAAUAGUACAGUAUACUUGAAUUUUUGAUAUUAAUAAUUUAAUAUCUCAAGGAAUAGUGUAAUAUGCAUAAAAUGUACUGCAUUGUCAGGAA
Molecule: messenger RNA, 4311 nt
Organism: Macrobrachium nipponense
Lineage: Eukaryota; Metazoa; Arthropoda; Malacostraca; Decapoda; Palaemonidae
Exons: 5
Coding region: 257-1684 (475 amino acids)
Source: RefSeq, a predicted model, not a curated record